Clunio marinus is the source of this 228-nucleotide messenger RNA. The record is from the annotation of a GenBank genome assembly. NCBI's taxonomy places the organism in Eukaryota, Metazoa, Arthropoda, Insecta, Diptera, Chironomidae.
AUGUCACAAUCACAUAGCGAGCGUCAGAUUUCUGUGCAUGGAUCUGGUGCUGUAGACGUUUUACUCACAUCCCAAUUCACUAAAGAUGGAAAAUUAAAAUUGCGUAAACAUGUGAUGUUGACUGAGAAAGACGAAAAAGGAUCAUCUGCAGAAUUUAAAGAAGCAACCACAAUUAGUUCUUUAGGGUUCAGGCAAAGAGUAGAAAAGACCUGGAAACUGAACUGGUAG